Messenger RNA from Iphiclides podalirius (scarce swallowtail), 831 nucleotides. The record is from the annotation of a GenBank genome assembly. NCBI's taxonomy places the organism in Eukaryota, Metazoa, Arthropoda, Insecta, Lepidoptera, Papilionidae.
AUGUUUUUCAAAGAAGUGUUCCGUUUUAAAAUUUUACUUUAUGGUAUAUUGUGGAUAUUGUUUGCGUCGAUAUCUGAAGUUACAGGGGCAUCGCCAAGAAUAUUAGGAGGUUACAGAGCUCCAAAGGAAUUCGGUAGAUUCCAUGCAUCACUUCAAAACUUAACUGGAGAUCAUGUUUGUGGCGGUGCAGUUGUUUCUCGAAAGCAUUUAUUGACUGCCGCGCACUGCGUACACAGGGCUAAACCGCAAUUCAUUAAAGUGGUAGUCGGGACGAAUGAUUUAGAUAUAGGAGGUAAAGAGUAUAAAGUCAAAAAAAUUCACGUUUAUCGAGGGUAUAACUCUACUCUGAGACAAAAUGACAUAGCCAUGAUAAGUAUUAAAGGAUUAUUUCAUAGUAAUAAUAUUCAUAUACUUAAACUACCGGAAACUCAAUUACAAGACGGGGAUCCAAUCAUUCUUUCGGGUUUUGGGGCGAAUCAGGCUUACGGAGUUUCUAGUCGUCAGAUGUACGCGUUAAACUUAACAGUUUUCUGUCAGAAAACUUGUCGAUUUGCUAUGCGUUACACGAAGGAAGUAACUGAUAGCAUGUUUUGCACUUUUUCGAAGAUCGGUCAAGGAACAUGCCAUGGCGACUCUGGCGGCCCCUUGGUAAAAGAUAAUGUGCUGGUGGGACUGGUUUCUUGGGGCAUACCCUGCGCGGUAGGUUUCCCCGACGUCCACACCAGAACAUACCAUUAUGUCGACUGGAUCCUUUCCCAAAUUCGAAGGAAGCAACACAAAUGGCCCAGCUUAAUAAAAAUAAAUACAGAAGUGGAACUGUCUCUAUCGAAA